Molecule: messenger RNA, 1155 nt
Organism: Penicillium waksmanii
Lineage: Eukaryota; Fungi; Ascomycota; Eurotiomycetes; Eurotiales; Aspergillaceae
Exons: 4
Source: RefSeq, a predicted model, not a curated record
UACUAUGAAGUUGCGCUGGUUUUUGGCGCCGGUGGCAUUUCUGGAUGGGCUCUAGCUAAAAACUUGCUCCCCUAUCCUACUCCUACAGCCUUUGACCGGGUGAUCGGCUUGACACAUCGCCCACGUACAAUUGUCGAGAGCGACUUACCACAAGACCCGCGUCUCGAACUAUACUCGGGGGUAGAUCUCCGUACAGACCUGGAUACUGUUAAGAGUCAGAUGCAGGAACGAGUUCACAACCUGAAUCAGGUUCCACAUAUCGAAAAUGUCAUGGACAUCAAAAGCAUCAACAAAAAUAUGACCUACAAUGCCGUCCCUUUGACCGAUACACUUUGCAGCCACCUAGAGUUUCUAGUUCUCCAAACUGGCACUGAUAAGACAACCCCCGCGUUCCAUCCAUCUCCCUACGCGGAUGAGAUAUUUGACUACGAACAAGUGGAUUUGAUCAAGGGGGCUUCUAUGGAGAAGUCGUGGAAGUGGUGCGAAAUUCGCCUGGACCAGAUUAUUGGAUUUGUACCCAACGUGACUGGUAUGACAUUUGUUGAGCCCUUGGCACUAUAUCUCUCGCUUUACCGAUUCAUCAACGGGCCGGGCGCAAACAUCGCCUUCCCCGGAACCAGAAACAACUUCACCCAUACCUUCACAGACGCGUCUCAGGACUUGGUUUCCAAAUCUGAGAUCUACCUUUCGGUUCAAGCCCCGGAUAAAGCUAAUAGAGAGGCCCUUAAUAUUGCCGACACCGACGUACCUGGUCCUUGGUCCGUGAAAUGGCCUAUUUUGGCCGAUUGCUUUGAACUGAAGGGGAUCGGCCCCGGAGAAAAAGGUUGGGAAGACCUUGAGAAGUGGUGGAAUGAUCACCAAUCUGACUACCGACAUAUGUGCAAGACUUACAGACUGGAACGCCGUGAUAUUUCACCCUCCUCGUGGAUUUUCAUGAAGGCUGGAUUCGUCAUGCUUGACCGAGAUCGUGAAAUGUGCUUGGAUAAGAUUAUAGACAUUGGGUUCAAAGAAGAGUAUCCAGUCGGAAUGGGUUACAUCAUUGCUUUUGAGCGCAUUGCCGAAGCCAAGCUGAUCCCAUCCCGACAUGCUCUAUCAACAUCUUUGUUUUCCGAGCCUUCGUUGACUAAGACCAUGGAAAUACUAGCUUUGGCUUAA